CCUCAUAUGUCAUUUUGAUAUUCUAUUUAUAUGCACUUUGUUCCUUCUUUCUCAGCUGCUGCUGUUCGAUUGCGUCUCAAGGACUGGUUGGAUUCCUGUAGUCAAAAUGGUUGAAGAAACUAAGGCAGCAGCUUUUAUCCCUGAAUCUGUCUUAAAGAAAAGGAAGAGAAGCGAUGAAUGGGCUUUGGCAAAGAGCCAAGAGCUCAAAUUGAGGAAGCAAAAAAAUGCUGAAAAUAGAGUGGUUAUCUACAAGAGGGCUGAGAAAUAUGUUAAUGAAUAUAGAGAACAGGAAAGAGAAUUGAUAGCAUUGAAAAGAGAGGCCAAACUGAAAGGAGGGUUUUAUGUUGAACCAGAGGCCAAACUGCUCUUCAUCAUCCGUAUCCGUGGUAUCAAUGCUAUGAAUCCAAUGACAAGAAAAAUUUUGCAACUUCUGCGUCUGAGGCAGAUUUUUAAUGGCGUGUUUUUGAAAGUGAACAAAGCAACCGUGAACAUGCUGCAUAGGGUUGAACCAUAUGUGACUUAUGGAUAUCCUAAUCUUAAAAGUGUGAGAGAGUUGAUCUACAAGAGGGGUUAUGGGAAGGUGAACAAGCAGAGGAUUGCACUGACUGAUAAUUCAAUCAUUGAACAGACUCUCGGAAGCUACGGAAUUAUUUGUGUGGAAGAUUUGAUUCAUGAGAUAAUGACUGUGGGACCUCAUUUUAAGGAGGCAAAUAAUUUUCUCUGGCCGUUUAAGCUGAGUGCUCCUUCUGGAGGUUUGAAGAAGAAAAGAAACCAUUAUGUGGAGGGUGGUGAUGCUGGAAGUCGUGAGAAUUAUAUCAAUGAGCUCAUUAGGAGAAUGAAUUAGAUGCUAUUGUCUGUGUUGCUUUAGUUAUCUUGAUUUUUUUGUACCUGAGAAAGUUAGACUGAGAAAUUUUGCAGGCAUUAUUAUCGAUAUUAGGAAGAAUUUUUUUCCGAUAUUAUUGAAGUUUUUCUAAAAUUUAAGGAAUACUAUUCUUCAAUUUGUCUUUUGAACCA
Jatropha curcas is the source of this 1014-nucleotide messenger RNA. RefSeq names its product large ribosomal subunit protein uL30y. Lineage: Eukaryota; Viridiplantae; Streptophyta; Magnoliopsida; Malpighiales; Euphorbiaceae. Gene Ontology annotation, molecular function: RNA binding; structural constituent of ribosome. Gene Ontology annotation, biological process: maturation of LSU-rRNA from tricistronic rRNA transcript (SSU-rRNA, 5.8S rRNA, LSU-rRNA). The record is from RefSeq and is a predicted model, not a curated record. Gene Ontology annotation, cellular component: cytosolic large ribosomal subunit.